Messenger RNA from Pocillopora verrucosa, 1041 nucleotides. The record is from RefSeq and is a predicted model, not a curated record. NCBI's taxonomy places the organism in Eukaryota, Metazoa, Cnidaria, Anthozoa, Scleractinia, Pocilloporidae.
AUGUCGUCUUCUAAAAAGCGAAAGAUUUCUUCGAAAACGUUGAAAGAGAAGUAUGAAGCGAUAAAGAAACUCGAAAGUGGAUGUGCAAACAAAAACGUAGCCACAGAUUACGAUGUUUCCCCUAGUACUCUGUCAACAUGGCUUAAAAGCAAGGAUAAAAUCGUGAAGGCUUUUGAAGGAGGAACCAGCUCAAAGACGCAGAAAUUAAAGCCAUGUGGAAAUGAAAACCUAGAACAGUCUUUGUAUACAUGGUUUGUUCAGAUGAGGCGGCAAGGUGUACCCGUUAGUGGCCUGGUACUGAGGGAGAAGGCACUCAGUUAUGCUAAAGAGAUGUACAUUAAGGAUUUCAUUGCUUCCAACGGCUGGUUCAAUGGAUGGAAGAGUCGCCAUGGGGUUGCUUUUAAGGCAAUUGCAGGCGAAGCGCAGUCGUGCACCUUAGAGAUGACAGCUUCUUGGAAAGAAUCCACCCUUCCAACGCUUCUCUCAAAUUAUGCCCUUCGUGACAUAUUCAACGCUGAUGAGUUUGGCCUAUUUUACAAAGCCUUACCAGACAAAUCGAUGCAUCUGAAAUCUGAAGAUUGUGUUGGAGAGAAAUGCAGUAAAGUAUGCCUAACUGGACUUGCAGCUGCUAGUGCCACAGGAGAGAAGCUACCCAUGUUCGUUAUAGGCAAGUCAAAGAAACCAAGGUGUUUCAAUGGAUAUGAAAUCUCCCCUGCAGGUACCAGGCACAGAACAAAAGCUGGAUGGACAGCCAACUUUUUGAGGAUUGGGGCAUGGAACAAAGUAACGCCUGAAACAAUCAAGAAUUGCUUCAAAAAGGCAGGUAUUUGCAGUGAGGCACAGACAAUUGCCAUUAAUGAUCAGGACAACCCCUUUGCAGUCCUAAGUGAGGAAAUACAGUCUUUAAGAGAAGCCUAUCCUGAAGCUGUACCCGCGAAUGUUAACGCAGACGAUGUAAUCGGCAUCGAUGACGCCAUAUCCACCUCGGAGUCAGGUUCAUUGACAGACGAAGAGAUUCUGGCAGAAUUCAGUAGUGAUUAG